AUGGAGAAGCGGGGCCUCGGGGAGAUGGACACGGUCCCGCCACCGCAGCCUCCUUGCUCCCACGUGAAGCUGUUGAAAACCAACCGUGAGCUGCUGGUCACGCACAUCCGCAACACUCAGUGCCUGGUGGACAACCUGCUGGAGAAUGACUACUUCUCGGCUGAAGACGCCGAGAUCGUGGGUGCCUGCCCCACGCAGCCCGACAAGGUCCGCAAGAUCCUGGACCUGGUGCAGAGCAAGGGCGAGGAGGUGUCCGAGUUCCUCCUCCACGUGCUCCAGCGGCUCGCCGAUGCCUUCGUGGACCUCGGGCCCUGGCUGCUGGAGGUCGGCUUCUCCCCUUCCCCGCUCAUCCAGAGCAAGACCGUGGUCAACACUGACCCAGUGAGCUUGUACAUCCAGAAGCUGCGACACCAGCUGGGCCGCGACUCCAAGUUCAUCCUGUGCUACUCGCAGAAGGAGGAGGUGCUGCUGGAGGAGGUGUACACGGACACCAUCAUGGAGCUGGUCGGCUUCAGCAACGAGAGCCUGGGCAGCCUGGACAGCCCGGCCCGCCUCCUGGACCCCGCCGCGGGCGUCCUCAACGAGCAGGGCGAGACCAUCUUCGUCUCGGGCGACGCGGGCGUGGGCAAGUCCAUGCUGCUGCAGCGGCUGCAGGGCCUGUGGGCCGCCGGCCGGCUGGACCCGCGGCUCAAGUUCUCCUUCCACUUCCGCUGCCGCACCUUCAGCUGCUUCGGGCCGGGCGCGGCGCUGAGCCUGCAGGACCUGCUCUUCAAGCACUGCUGCUACCCCGAGCGGGACCCCGAGGAGGUGUUCGCCUUCCUGCUGCGCUUCCCCCAGGCCGCCCUCUUCACCUUCGACGGCCUGGACGAGCUGCACUCGGACUUCGACCUGAGCCGCGCGCCCGACGCCUCGUCGUCGCCCUGGGAGCCGGCCCACCCGCUGGUGCUGCUGGCCAACCUGCUCAGCGGGGCGCUGCUCCGGGGGGCCACCAAGCUGCUCACGGCCCGCACGGGCGUGGAGAUCCCGCGACAGCUCCUGCGCAAGAAGGUGCAGCUGCGGGGCUUCUCCCGCGGCCACCUGCGGGCCUACGCCGGGAAGAUGUUCCCCGAGCCGGCUGCGCGGGACCGCCUGCUGGACCAGCUGGAGGCCAGCCCCAACCUCUGCAGCCUGUGCGCCGUGCCCCUCUUCUGCUGGAUCAUCUUCCGCUGCUUCCGCCACUUCCACCGCGGCGCCUGCGACGGCGGCGGCGGCGGCGGCGCCCCCACCGAGCUGCCCGACUGCACCGUGACCCUGACCGACGUGUUCCUGCUGGCCACCGAGGCCCACCUCAACCGGACGCAGCCCACCAGCCUGGUGCAGAGGAACACGCGCAGCCAGACGGAGGCCCUGCGCGCCGGCCGCGCCACCCUGGGCGCGCUGGGCCGGCUGGCCCGCGGGGGCAUGGAGCGCGACCUGUUCGUGUUCAGCCCCGAGGAGGUGCAGGCCUGCGCCCUGCCCGAGGCCGACCUGCAGCUGGGCUUCCUGCGGGCCGUGCCCGAGCCGGGCCUGGGGGAGGACGGGCAGUCCUACGAGUUCUUCCACACCACCCUGCAGGCCUUCUUCACCGCCUUGUCCCUCGUGGUGGACGCCAGGGCGGGCACGCGGGCGCUGCUCCGGUUCUUCCAGGAGUGGGCGCCCCCGGAGGAUGCGGUGGUGACGGCGGCGGCCUGCCCGCCCCACCUGUUCCCCUUCCCGUGCCUGGGGGCCCGCCGCCCGGCGGGGCACGACCCCUUCAAGAACAAGGACCACUUCCAGUUCACCAACCUCUUCCUGUGCGGGCUGCUGUCCAAGGCCAAGCAGAAGCUCCUGAGCCACCUGGUGCCCGCCGCCGCCCUGCGGAGGAAGCGCCGGGCGCUGUGGGCGCACCUGUGCGCCAGCCUGCGGGCCCACCUGCGGAGCCUGCCCCGCACGCGCUCCGGCGGCUUCAGCCAGGUGCAGGCCAUGCCCACCUUCAUCUGGAUGCUGCGCUGCAUCUACGAGACGCAGAGCGAGAAGGUGGGGCGGCUGGCGGCCAAGGGCAUCUGCGCCAACUACCUCAAGCUGACCUACUGCAACGCCUGCUCGGCCGACUGCAGCGCCCUGGCCUUCGUGCUGCACCACUUCCGCAAGCGGCUGGCCCUCGACCUGGACAACAACAACCUCAAUGACUACGGCGUGCGGGAGCUGCAGCCCUGCUUCAGCUGCCUCACGGUGGUCAGACUCAGCGUGAACCAGGUCACGGACAGUGGGGUCAAGGUGCUCUAUGAAGAGCUGACCAAGUACAAGAUUCUGACAUAUUUAGGCUUGUACAACAACCAGAUCACGGACGUCGGAGCCGGCUACGUCGCCAGGAUCGUGGAAGAGUGCCCAGGCCUCACGCACCUCAAACUGGGGAAAAACCAGAUAACCAGUGAGGGAGGCAAGUGUGUUGCCCUGGCUGUGAAGAACAGCAAAUCCAUCUUGGAGAUCGGGAUGUGGGGCAAUCAGAUCGGCGAUGAAGGAGCACAGGCCUUCGCAGAGGCUCUGAGGAACCACCCCAGCUUGGUCAACCUCAGUCUGGCUGCCAACGGCAUUUCGACAGGAGGAGGAAAGAGCCUCGCACAGGCCUUGCACUGGAACACGUCGCUGAGAAUAUUCUGGCUCACCCAGAACGCACUCGACGACGAAGUGGCAGACAGCAUGGCAGAGAUGCUGAAAGUCAACCAGACGUUGAAGCAUUUAUGGCUUAUCCAGAACCAGAUCACAGCCAAGGGGGUCGCCCGGCUGGCAGACGCCUUAGAGAAGAACACCGGCAUCAUGGAGAUUUGCCUAAAUGGGAACUUCUUCAAGCCCGAGGAGGUCAGAGGCUUUGAGGAUCUGCACAUUCACCUACAGUCACCCUGA
Molecule: messenger RNA, 2901 nt
Organism: Pipistrellus nathusii (Nathusius's pipistrelle)
Lineage: Eukaryota; Metazoa; Chordata; Mammalia; Chiroptera; Vespertilionidae
Source: the annotation of a GenBank genome assembly